Melospiza melodia melodia is the source of this 2322-nucleotide messenger RNA. RefSeq names its product antagonist of mitotic exit network 1 homolog (gene AMN1). Gene Ontology annotation, cellular component: SCF ubiquitin ligase complex. NCBI's taxonomy places the organism in Eukaryota, Metazoa, Chordata, Aves, Passeriformes, Passerellidae. The coding region runs from base 105 to 890 and encodes 261 amino acids. Gene Ontology annotation, molecular function: protein binding. The transcript has 7 exons. Gene Ontology annotation, biological process: SCF-dependent proteasomal ubiquitin-dependent protein catabolic process. The record is from RefSeq and is a predicted model, not a curated record.
CGCCGCCGCCAUCUCGGCACCGACCGCCAGGCCGGGCCGGCUUCCUCGCUCUCCCCGCUCCCCACCGCUUUCCUCGGGCCCCGCCGCAGUCCCCGCUCCCUGCCAUGAGCUGGGACGGCGCUGGCGAGGAAGUCCGGCUCCUCCUGGACCUAUGCCUUCAGUGUUUGACAAAGAACCUUUCCAGAUACUCUGCAGAUAUUAAGUCAUUGCCACCCAAUAUAAAAGAUAAACUGAUCAAAUUAAUGAGUAGGCAAGGGCAAAUAACUGAUGAAAAUAUCAGUGAGGUGUUGCACCCUGCUGUGGAGUCUCUGGACCUCCGAGACUGUGAUAUUUCAGACAAUGCAUUAUUGCAGCUUUAUAACUGCAAGCAGCUGAAAAAAAUCAACUUAAAUUCUUGCAAGGAGAACAGAUUUGGAAUUACUUCAGAAGGAGUCAUAGCACUGGCCUUGUCCUGUCCCUACCUGCGUGAAGCCUCUUUCAAAAGGUGCUGUGAUCUAACUGACAGUGGAGUUCUGGCUCUGGCACUCAACUGCCAAUUCCUGCAAAUAGUCAACUUGGGCAGCUGCUCAGGCAUCAUGGAUGCAUCUCUGCAGGCACUGGGAGCAAACUGCAAAUUUCUUCACAGUGUGGACUUCUCAUCUACUCAGGUAACAGAUGAUGGCGUUGUAGCACUAGUGAGUGGAAGAUGUUCAAAGAAUUUAAAGGAGAUCCACAUGGAGCGCUGUGUGAAUCUGACAGACAUCGCUGUGGAAGCCGUCCUUACUUGUUGUCCCAAGAUACACAUUUUCCUGUUCCAUGGAUGCCCACUGAUAACAGAUCGGUCCCGAGAUGCUUUAGAGCAACUCAUCAUAUCAAACAAAAUCAAGCAACUAACAUGGACUGUUUACUGAUUAUUUAUCCUGUACAUGUGAGUGUCAGGUUUACAGGUGGAGAGCUCCUUCAGUAAACAAGCACCUUGGAGAACUAGCUGGUGACUUUUGUUCCAGCAGGUUGCAUCCCUCCUGCUUCCCACUGGAGGUCUCCAUUGCCAUUCCAGUCCUUGCCCGUGAGCCUGGGCUUCCUCAUUGACUUUCCUUGGGGCCCUGUCUGUCUUUGCAUUGAUCAUACUUCAUUAAGAGGAAAGUUAAACUAUUAUUAAUAUUACAGGGCUGUUGCACAGGCUUCCUGAAGUGCUGGAUUUGGCUGCUACUUAGCAUCCAUUAGCAAUUUAGCCACAAACCCAGUUUAGCUAAGUGUGUGUUCUGAGUUUGUAUUCUGGGAUGGUACUUAAAAUUAAAAGUACCCAGUUCAAAUCUAACAUUGACACACAGCAGUGUCUGUGAAGUUGGGAGUUGAAUCUAACAAAAAUCAGCAGCCAGAACUGGUGAAUGGAGGUGGCAUUAACAGUGAGACAAAUGUACUUGCAGUAGUAACAAAGAAUCUCCUUUCACCGUGUACUUCUGCUAGGUCUGGAGUAAAAAACAUGGGUUUCUUUCUUCUGAUGUUACUGAUGCUGCAGGUUUCUGUUCUUACUUACCAUCAAAUACUUGCUGGAUUUUUACACACCCUAAAGUACAGCCUGUGAAUGUGUAAACAUAAACUUGCUUUGGAAUUGUUAUGGUGACUUUACAGAUUUCAGAGUAGUAGCUGUGACCAAGAAACAGGAUUUUAUACAUGGGCAAAUAUUUAAUUUGCCCUGGCUUUUGCCUGUUUCUACAUGAAAAUCCUUUUAGGGAACAAAACACUGGUACUUAGAAGCAUAUCUGUGAGUGAAAUAGGACCAAAUGGAGUGUCUGAGCACAUAAAUCUCAGGAUGGUGUUCUGCUGCAUGCAGUUCAUUACAUAUCCAGUGGCCCCCAGAAGCUGAAAAUAUAAAUAAAUUUAUUGUUCAGUUAUAGUAAUAUUAAGAAAUAAUUUUUGAACUGUAGAGUGAGUUUAUUACAUGAUGGAGCAGUGCUCUCAUCACAAUUGUAAGUCAUGUUCCUUGGCUUUUUUAAACCAGCAUAACCUCUAGUCAGAGUUCUAGGAUUUCUGCAUUUAGCUCCUUAAUGCCAGCCAUUUUAGCUUUAUAAGGGCAUGGAGCACACUGGGUUCAUCCUCUGGAUCUGGAAGUAGAAGGGUUUAGCUACAGUGGUCUAACAUGGAUUUGAUGACAUCUGGAAACAUAAAGAGUUUAGGCAACCAUAAGGAAUAUGUUUACUUUAGCAUUUAACUCUUGUCAUAGCCACACUGAAGUGUUGCAGAAAUAAACCAGUCUUCUGUUAAUCUAUUUAAAGUUGAGGUCUAAUUGCAUGGAAGGUAAUUUUUGUUGCCAAUAUUAAAUAAUAUUAUGAUGUCUGACAA